AAGCGCGCCCCUCCCCCAGCAAAAGAAAUGGUCGCUCAGCUUCUGCACUGCACCCCCUGACCACAAGGCACGAGGUGCGGCCUCGCCGCUCGUCCUCAGAGCAGACGGCAGCGCAACUGUCCCCCCUGAUUCAUGCACAGGGAGAUCCACGCCCCGCAGCGGCCCCCCAAGCCUCACUGCAACACCCGGUAAUGCAAUCCACGGAGGCGGGGGAGGCGGCAGCAGCGGCGGCAGCAGCGGCGGCGGCGAAAGCAGCGGCAGCACUGCCCCGAUCUAGAGACUACCAGAAAGGAGGAAAAUGGCUCCGAGCAGGGACCGCCUGCUGCACUUUGGGUUCAAGGCGACAAUGUUCUCAAAUAGCGAUGAAGCUGUAAUCAAUAAAAAACUUCCCAAAGAACUCCUAUUAAGGAUAUUUUCUUUUCUGGAUGUUGUUACCUUAUGUCGCUGUGCUCAGGUCUCCAGGGCCUGGAAUGUUCUGGCUUUGGAUGGCAGUAACUGGCAGCGAAUUGACCUGUUUGAUUUCCAGAGAGAUAUUGAGGGCCGGGUAGUGGAGAAUAUUUCAAAAAGGUGUGGGGGCUUUUUACGAAAGUUAAGUCUUCGUGGGUGUCUUGGAGUAGGAGACAAUGCUUUAAGAACCUUUGCACAAAACUGUAGGAACAUUGAAGUACUGAAUCUCAACGGGUGUACAAAGACUACAGAUGCUACAUGUACUAGCCUUAGCAAGUUCUGUUCCAAACUCAGGCACCUUGACUUGGCUUCCUGUACAUCAAUAACAAACAUGUCUCUAAAAGCUCUGAGUGAGGGAUGUCCACUGUUGGAGCAAUUAAACAUUUCCUGGUGUGACCAAGUAACCAAGGAUGGUAUCCAAGCUCUAGUGAGAGGCUGUGGAGGUCUUAAAGCCUUAUUCUUAAAAGGCUGCACACAGCUAGAAGAUGAAGCUCUCAAGUACAUAGGUGCACACUGUCCUGAACUGGUGACUUUGAACUUGCAGACUUGCUUACAAAUCACAGAUGAAGGUCUCAUUACUAUAUGCAGGGGGUGCCAUAAGUUACAGUCCCUCUGUGCCUCUGGCUGCUCCAACAUCACAGAUGCCAUCCUGAACGCUUUAGGUCAGAACUGCCCUCGGCUUAGAAUAUUAGAAGUGGCAAGAUGUUCUCAAUUAACCGAUGUAGGCUUUACCACUCUGGCCAGGAACUGCCAUGAGCUUGAAAAGAUGGACCUGGAAGAGUGUGUUCAGAUAACAGAUAGCACAUUAAUCCAACUUUCUAUACACUGUCCUCGACUUCAAGUAUUGAGUCUGUCUCACUGUGAGCUGAUCACAGAUGAUGGAAUUCGUCACCUGGGGAAUGGGGCCUGCGCCCAUGACCAGCUGGAAGUGAUUGAACUGGACAACUGUCCCCUAAUCACAGAUGCAUCCCUGGAGCACUUGAAGAGCUGUCACAGCCUCGAGCGGAUAGAACUCUAUGACUGCCAGCAAAUCACGCGGGCUGGAAUCAAGAGACUCAGGACCCAUUUACCCAAUAUUAAAGUCCACGCCUACUUCGCACCUGUCACUCCACCCCCAUCAGUAGGGGGCAGCAGACAGCGCUUCUGCAGAUGCUGCAUCAUCCUAUGACAAUGGAGGUGGUCAACCUUGGUGAACUGAGUAUUUAAUGACACUUCUAGAGUUACCGUGGAUCUCCAUUGGAAGCAAUCCCAGUGUUCCGGGCAAAGGUUACAAAGUGAGGGCGGUGUCCCAGAUCCCCAGAGCCACACAUAAAUACGCAUACCCACUCUCACCCUGACCCAGUCUGUCUCUCUGACCAGGGGACUGAGUUCGAGCUGGCUUUAUCAUGUGGAUUGGUAAAACUUAACCAUUCCUGUUGGAUGUGCCCAGAAGAAAAUCAUAAGCAAGGUAGAUGGAAGGGGGCACUCCAGCAAACCCAGUGUUACUACUACUGUGGUUUCUUUAUUUUGUUAAGGGGUUUCUUUGGCGAUUUUGGAACAGCAACUGCAGUCCUCCAGGGUCAAGGAAAGCAUAGAAAAACAAUACAUUUUGUAUCAGGGACCAGAGGGAAAAUUUCUUUGCAUCCUAUAAAUGGUAGCCAUCCACUGUGAGAUGACUAAAGAGUUUCUGUGCUUCCUUGUUCCCAUGCCAACAUGCUGAGCAUGCUCACAAAGAAGGCUUGUCCAUUCCUCCUCCUGUGUUUUAGUAUUUGGCCCAGAGGUUUGCUAAAUGGUUGCAUUGAAAUCACUGUGGUCCAGAUGUGAUGACUUCUUCACUCAGAUUGUCACUGUCUGUAGCACACUGUGUACCUGUCUUUCAUUCUCUGUUGCUCCCUCCUGCACUCUUGCUCAAUCUGUCAUCUGUAAUAGUCUGCUUACUCACACUCAAUUGUUACUCCUUUGCUGUUGUUGUGUUUACAGUUGCAUUUUGGAUGAUUAGUUGGGGUUACCAAACAUUUUUAAAAGAGACAUUAUCAAUAAAUAUUUUUUUAAUUCUAAAUUUUACCAUUAGGGGACCCUGCCUGAAUCUUUGCCAGUCAAGAAAAAUUAUGAGAGGAAAUUGAGCUAAGACUAUUUUGAUGAAAACAAACUUUUGCCUUUUGGUUUUUGUUAUAUCUUGUGGUAAAUGGUAAUAUGCAUGAUACACCCAGUAUUUCCCCCUGCACAUUUUUCCUUCCAUGUAACUUAAUAAGGAGAGAGAAAUGCAUUAUUAGGAAAGAGUGGAAUGGCAAAUCCCAAAACUGAAACUGAAAGCCACCUCCACCAAAGCUCAAAUAUUGUGUGUUGACCGAAAAAAUCUAGGUGUGAUCAGUGACAUCUCUGAUUUGUGCCUGUGAGAUUUGUUCUACUUUAGCAGGAAUGCUGCUCGAGGAGUUAUGCAAUUGAGCUGGGCUGUUUCUCUUUUUUUCCUCCCAUUUCAGCUUAUCAGGGAUGCAAGAAUGACCCUAUCACAGCUGGUCAACUGUACAUCAGUGUUUGGUAUCAUAUCUAAUGUUGGAGCCUCAAAGGACUAGAACCUUUUCAGAACCCAUCAGCCAUCUCUCUUGAGCUCCAGACUUUCCAUGAGUGAAAUAUCAGAGAAGCCAGGUAAAGGCAUUGGGGUGGCAGAAAGAGAACAUUGAGAGGAAGUAGGGGGUUCAGUGUCUUGGGCAGCCUGGUCACCAGAGCUUAGAGCAGAGUAUUCAGUGCCCAUGAAUCAGAGUCAAAGAAGUUCCCCCCACCAAAAAAAAAAAAAUCAUAGAGGAUAAGGGAAAUAAAAUGAGUUUCUGAAGUGUAAGAAGUAGAUUUCUAAACAUCAAGGUUAGAAACCUUGUGUGAUUUUUUAAUAGGGUGACUUUUGGUUUUUUAGGACAUUAAUGUGCAGCCCACCACAGUCUUAGGUCAUCUUCUACAUGAUUCAGGCUGUUAAAAGGCUUGUUUUAAUGCUGCAGGUGUUAGUAAUAUGGACAUAUGUAAGAAUAAAAUGUGAUUUACUUUUCCAUAAGCAAUUAGUUGAAAAGGUCCUAGGAAUCUACUAUCCACCAUUAGUUAGCAUGUUAAAUUUAUUUUAAAUCUUAUUUUAUUAUUACACCCUUUUAAAAGCUCAAAUUAUAUGUAAUUUUCAUUUCCUUUCCCUUAUCCCCUUUUCAGGUUACCACAUAAGGAAUAUACUUUUUUUCAAAGUGAGACCCACUCUCCUGGCUAUAUCCCACAUAUAUACAUAUACACAUUUGCACACACACUUCUAGAUGUGGUUGAAAAUAUUCAGAUCCCCAGGUAACUGGGGCAACAGCUCUAACAUACAAAGUUUAAAAAAAAAAUAGUGCCUGAAUAAACCUUUGAUUUAUUAGUGAGUGUGGAUUUUAAUUUCCCAACAGUUGAAGUUCUUGAGGUACUUCUUUAUUUAAAAAAGGAACAAACCUAUUCACUAGUACAUGAAUGUCUUGAAAAUGCUGUUUCUAUUCUCAAAGAGUGCACCCACAUGCAAGUCUCUGCGGACUUGUGCAGGUGAGAACAGUCAAGUGAGAAUAAAGGUCUUGGAGUAAGCAGCUCUGGUAUGUAUUAGGUCAGGCAGGAGCCUUGUUCCUUUCUCAAGAAAACUUAA
Molecule: messenger RNA, 4069 nt
Organism: Dama dama (fallow deer)
Lineage: Eukaryota; Metazoa; Chordata; Mammalia; Artiodactyla; Cervidae
Gene: FBXL20
Product: F-box and leucine rich repeat protein 20
Exons: 15
Coding region: 299-1615 (438 amino acids)
Biological process (GO): SCF-dependent proteasomal ubiquitin-dependent protein catabolic process
Cellular component (GO): SCF ubiquitin ligase complex
Molecular function (GO): protein binding
Source: RefSeq, a predicted model, not a curated record